Saprolegnia parasitica CBS 223.65 is the source of this 246-nucleotide messenger RNA. RefSeq lists its product as hypothetical. The record is from RefSeq and is a predicted model, not a curated record. The transcript has 4 exons. NCBI's taxonomy places the organism in Eukaryota, Oomycota, Saprolegniomycetes, Saprolegniales, Saprolegniaceae. The annotation marks the transcript as partial. Gene Ontology annotation, molecular function: protein binding.
AUGACAGCGCCAGAGGCCACGGACCAACUCUUUGAGGCUGCCCGGUUUGGCAACGUAGACCAAGUGCGGAUGCUCGCGCGUGACCGUCAAUUCCGCAUCAUGGUAAACUGCACGGACGAGAAAGGCAGGAACGCCUUCAUGCUCGCGUCCAUGCUGGGACAGCAUGACGUGGUCGCAUUCUUCCUCGACUGGCUCGUUAUCGGAAACGGCACGUACAAUAUGAACCUCGCCGACAACGAGGGCAAA